UCCUCGCUUAAAGAAGCAAACGAUAUUAAUAUUCAAAAUUACGUUUGAUUAAUAUUCUCAAUGUUAAACAAGUGACACAAAAGCAUGCACUACGACAACUAAAAUAUGUGUUUUGGGGGAAACAGUGGUACGUGCCGUUUAAGUGAAAACUCACUUCCGGAACAGAUGUGCGGAGAUGACGGGAUUGUGAUUCCAUGAAACACCCAAAGUCAUACGUGCCGACUUUCAAACGCAGAUAGAGCCGAGACAUGAGCGCCGAGGAGCGGAACCCAGCCGCCACACCCACUGCCUGUAAGGACAGCCAAGGAGAUGGACGAUGGAUGUCUCUGCACAACCGCUUUCUGUCCGACAGCAAAGGCAAAGAACCCGAUGUCCUCUUUGUUGGAGAUUUUCUCGUGCAGCUCAUGCAUCAGUUUAGCGUAUGGCGUGAAUUGUUCUCCCCGCUCCAUGCUCUGAAUUUCGGCGUGGGUAGUGAUGCGACACAGAAUGUGAUCUGGAGACUGAGCAAUGGUGAACUAGACCACAUUAGCCCAAAGAUCGUCGUGCUCUGGGUCGGGACCCAAAAUCACGGCCACACCGCUGAGCAGAUCUGUGGAGGCAUCAUGGAAAUUGUUCAAGUUGUCAAGAACAAGCUGCCGCACGCUCAAACGCUCGUACUUGGACUACUACCUCGAGGUAAAUCUCCAAACCCCCUGAGGGAGCGCAACGCCAAGGUGAACACACUGGUGCGGGAAGCCGUCACCUCCCUCCCUCAUGCCUCCUUCCUGGAUGUAGACCCAGGUUUUGUCCACUCCAAUGGCAGCAUCUCCCACCAGGACAUGUACGAUUACCUUCACCUGACCCCCCAGGCCUACCAGGCCGUGUGCGAGCCCCUGCACGCUCACCUCAAGUCCAUGCUGGACAGGUCUGCUGACAACUAAGCUCCUCACAAGAAUGACGAAUAAACACAAUUGUUUACUACGCGUCCGUGGGGGACAGGGCUGGCGUUCAUCACUUGUCCUUACAGGAUACAGGACCAAAACAUGUUUUAAUGAGUCAUACAUGCGCUUCAAUCCCUAUCCGCAUCUCUGGAAGCUUUCUCUUAUUCUUAAAACAUGUGGACACAUUUUGAAGGAUUGCUAUGUUCCAUUUACAUUAUUGCUCCAUUUUCUAAUAUUAUGCUAUACAUGAUGUUGCUUGUGUUAAACCCUGCCGAUUGGAACACUAGGAUGCUUGAAUUCACCGCUUCCAUGCAGUUUAAAAUGACGUGUACGAAUGAGAGACUGCAUUAAAGAGAGACAACAGCA
Messenger RNA from Dunckerocampus dactyliophorus (ringed pipefish), 1286 nucleotides. It is a transcript of the gene pafah1b3, whose product is annotated as platelet-activating factor acetylhydrolase, isoform Ib, gamma subunit. The transcript is spliced from 6 exons. Bases 249 to 920 code for a protein of 223 amino acids. The record is from RefSeq and is a predicted model, not a curated record. Lineage: Eukaryota; Metazoa; Chordata; Actinopteri; Syngnathiformes; Syngnathidae.